AACGUCACACGAGCGGCUUCCUGAAGCCGAACUCUUCUCGGUUUUCAGUCGAAUCUUCCUCCUCGUCCGCUGUGCUCCUCAUCACCUCCGGUGCUUCACUCAUUCAGCUUCGGGCUCCUCGCAUCGACAGCAGGAGGAGUCCGAGAGACGGCGGGCCGCGGCAGCAGGAGGCGGAGGAGGAGGAGGAGGAGGAGGAGGGCGCUGCAGGGCGGGGAGGUGGAGCUUCAGGUUUAUUGUCCACCGGUUUGAGUGACUGACUGUGUGGAGGUCUCCAAAGUUUGACCGGUCUGUCGUUUAGCCGCCUCAGCUGCACGUUUGAGCGCUGGCCAAAACCAGCGCCGAACCGGACUGAGCGGAGCACCGACGGGGACGCACGCAGGCGCACCGAGGAGUCCGGACUCCGAAAGUUUUUAAAGGGUCUCUGCAGCAGGAGAAACAAAGAGUAAAUUUCCUACUGUAGCCCCUCACACAGUGACUGACGGACGGACGGACUCCGCGGGGACGUGAUGGACUGAAACUGUCGGAUCUGCUUGUUUUUCCGCGUGUGCUGGGAGCCACACUAACAACACAUGAGGUGGCCCGACCGGACGCGCGCUUUCCAUACAGUAAAUCCUCGGGGAUUAAAAUAACGAGGGCGAUGGAUAAUUUCUUCACGGAGGGUGAGCGGGUGUGGUUGUGGGAGGAUGAGCAGUAUCUUCCCAGCACCGUGUCCUCGUGCUCCGGAGGUGUUGUUGUCUUUGCCACAGACUAUGGCCAGGUGUACACCUACAAGCAGAACGCGCUCACUCGGCAGAAGGUGCAGCCCAUGCACCCCAGCAGCAUCAGAGGGGUGGAGGACAUGGCCACCCUCGAGGACCUCCACGACGGCGCCAUCAUGCGCAACCUCUUCCUGCGCUACCAGCAGGGACACAUCUACACGUACAUUGGUUCCAUCCUGGCGGCGGUGAACCCUUACCAGCUGCUCUCCGGCCUGUAUGACCGUCCGGCCAUGGAGUUGUACAGCCGACACCACCUCGGCGAAAUCUCUCCGCACAUCUUCGCCAUCGCCAACGAGUGCUACCGCUCACUGUGGAAGAGGCUGCAAAACCAGUGUGUCCUGAUCAGUGGAGAGAGCGGCGCUGGGAAAACAGAAAGCACCAAGCUGAUCCUGAAGUUCCUGUCCUGCAUGAGCCAGCACUCCCUGGAGGUAUCGUCCAGAGACAGGACGUCGCGUGUGGAGGAGGCGCUCCUGGAGAGCAGUCCCAUCAUGGAGGCCUUUGGAAACGCUAAGACGGUCUACAACAACAACUCCAGCCGCUUUGGGAAGUUUGUCCAGCUGCAUUUCAGCCAGAAGGGCAACAUCCAGGGAGGCCGAAUAGUCGACUACCUCUUAGAAAAGAACCGAGUGGUCCGGCAGAACCCAGGAGAGAGGAACUACCACAUUUUCUACGCCCUGUUAGCAGGAACCAACAGCCAGCAGAGAGAGGCGUUCGGGUUGACCCACCCUGACAGCUACCACUACCUGAGACAGUCGGGUUCCCUCACUGACAAGACAAUCAACGACCACGACACUUUUCAGGAUGUUCUGCAUUCCAUGAGAACGAUGCAGUUCACGGAGGAGAACAUUGGGGAGAUCCUGCGCCUCCUGGCUGGGAUCCUCCACGCGGGGAACAUCGAGUUCAUGACGGCCGGAGGAGCACAAGUCUCCUCCAAAUCAGCUCUCAGCCGGACGUCUGACCUCCUGGGGCUUAACUCAGAUCAGCUGGCUGAGGUUCUGACCCAUCGGUCCAUGAUCCUCAGGGGAGAGGAGAUCUCCACGCCGCUCACUGUGGAACAGGCGGUGGACUCCAGAGACUCCAUGGCCAUGGCACUUUAUUCCCAGUGUUUCAACUGGAUCAUCUGCAAGCUCAACAACCGUAUCAGGGGCAAAGAAGACUUCAAGUCCAUCAGCAUCCUGGACAUCUUUGGAUUUGAGAACUUCGAGGUCAACCGUUUUGAGCAGUUCAACAUCAACUAUGCAAAUGAGAAGCUUCAGGAAUAUUUUAACAAGCACAUUUUCUCCCUGGAGCAACUUGAAUAUAACAAGGAAGGCCUCGUCUGGGUCGACAUCAACUGGAUGGACAACGGAGAGUGUCUGGAUCUGAUCGAGAAGAAACUGGGUCUCCUGGCACUGAUGAAUGAGGAGAGUCACUUCCCCAAAGCCACAGAUGACACCUUACUGGAGAAACUCCACAGCCAGCACUCAAAAAACCCUUUCUAUGUGAAACCACGUGUUGCUGUGCACUACUUUGGAGUCAAGCACUACGCAGGGGAGGUGGUGUACGACGUGAGGGGGAUGCUGGAGAAGAACAGGGACACUUUCAGAGACGACAUCCUGAACCUGCUGAGGGAGAGCAGGCUGGACUUUGUCUACGAUCUGUUUGAACACGUACUGAGCCGAAACAAACAGGACACUCUGAAGAUCAGCACCAAACACCGACGACCCACCGUCAGCUCGCAGUUUAAGGAUUCUUUGCACUCUCUGAUGGCCACACUCAGCACUUCUGACCCGUACUUCAUUCGAUGCAUCAAACCAAAUACACACAAGAUGCCUGACCAGUUCGACCAGACGUUGGUUCUGAACCAGCUCAGAUAUUCCGGCAUGUUGGAGACAGUCAAGAUUCGCCGCUCCGGCUUCCCCGUCCGGAGACCUUUCCUCGACUUCUGCUCCAGGUACAAGGUGUUGAUGCGGGGCGUGAUGCAGCCAGAUGACCCCAGGGGGCGCUGCGUCCAACUGCUGCACGUCUACGACAGCAGCGGUGCAGAGUGGCAGCUGGGUAGGACCAAGGUGUUUCUCCGCGAGUCUCUGGAGCAUCGGCUGGAGAAGCAGAGGGAGAUGGAGGUGCUGAAGGCAGCCAUGAUCAUUCAGGCCCACGUCAUGGGCUACAUGGCCAGGAAGCAGUACAGGAAGCUGCUGCAGUGCAUCGUGGUCAUUCAGAAGAACUACCGGGCUUUCUACUGGAGGAGGAGGUUCCUGCUGCUUCGCUGGGCGGCGCUCACCUUCCAGAAACGCAUGCGAGGCCAGCUGGCUCGCCGGGCCUACAGCCAGCUGCUGGAGGAGAGGAGGAGGAGGAAAGAGGAGGAGGAGGAGGAGGAGCGCCGCCGGAGGAUGGAGGAGGAGAAGGAGAGGGAGAGACAGAAGCUGGAGGCUGAGAGACUCGCCAGAGAGGCUGAGGAGGCCAGAAGACGGGAAGAGCUUCAUCGCUCUGAGGAGUCAGUUCCUCAGCCUGCAGUAGCAGCUGGAACAUUAGCGGACGUGUUGGAGGAGCUGGAGUCCGCAGAGGACCAAGUCCGCCCUCACGAGGCGUCUCAGGUGGAGGAGAUCCUGCGACUGGAGCGGGAGAUCCAGGCGCUGCAGAGGCAGAAGGAACAGCAGGAGCUCUCUCUGACGGAGGCCUCCCUCAACCGCCUGCAGCUUCUGCGCGACCAGGAGCUCCGGCGUCUGGAGGACGAAGCCUGCAAGGCGGCGCAGCAGUUCCUGGACUCGCUGAACUUUGACGAGAUUGACGAGUGCGUGAGGAACAUUGAGAGCUCGCUGGGAGUCGAAGGGGAAGAGAAGGAGAAAGAGGGCAGAAGGAGGAGAGGCAACGACGAGGAAGAGGUCGAUGAAGGGUUCGGGGCUGAUGAUGAAGCCUUCAAAGACUCGCCAAACCCGAGUGAGCACGGCCACUCCGACGGUCAGCGAACGAGCGGGAUCAGAACGAGCGACGACUCGUCUGAAGAAGAUCCGUACGCCAACGAUGGCGUGAUCCCACCGCUGCCGCCAACAACCCUGCUUCACCAGCCGCUGCCAUUACCACCGGUGCCCCCCGCCUGCCACAGUGCCUCCUCCAGCGGCGACUCGGCCUACUGCCACCCCCAGGCUUCAUCUGAGGCUCAGUCUGAUGACCUUGUGGAGCUCAUACCGCCGGACGAGGAUUCGGACUACGACCAGGACGACUACGAUGAAGGUGCCAUCGUGUCCAGCGGCAGCGUGGCCUUCUCCAACCCUCGCAGCGGCCAGUGGUCUCCUGACUACCGCGGCUCUGUGGGCACCUACAACAGCUCAGGCGCUUACCGCUUCAGCUCGGAGGGGGCUCAGUCAUCGUUUGAGGACAGCGAGGACGACUUCGACAGGUUCGACACUGACGACGAGCUGUCGUAUCGGCGGGACUCCGUCUACAGCUGCGUCACACUGCCGUACUUCCACAGCUUCCUCUACAUCAAAGGCGGACUGAUGAACACGUGGAAGCGGCGCUGGUGUGUCCUCAAGGACGAGACCUUCCUGUGGUUUCGGGCCAAGCAGGAGGCUCUGAAGCAGGGCUGGCUGCACAAGAAGGGAGGGGGCUCGUCCACGCUGUCCCGCCGCAACUGGAAGCGCCGCUGGUUCGUGCUGCGGCAGAGCAAGCUCAUGUACUUUGAGAACGACGGCGAGGAGAAGAUGAAGGGGGUGCUGGACAUACACGCUGCCAGAGAAAUCAUCGAUAACACCGGAAAGGAGAACGGGAUCGACAUUGUGAUGCCAGAGAGGACCUACCACCUGAUCGCCGAGUCGGCCGAGGACGCCAGCCAAUGGUUCAGCGUGCUGAGUCAGGUCCACGGCUCCACAGAGCAGGAGAUCAGAGAGAUGCACGACGAGCAGGCCAACCCCCAGAAUGCUGUGGGAACGUUGGAUGUGGGCAUGAUCGAUUCUGUUUGUGCGUCUGAUAAUCCAGAGAGGCCGAACUCCUUUGUCAUGAUCACGGCGAACCGCGUGCUGCACUGCAACGCCGACACGCCCGAGGAGAUGCACCACUGGAUCACUCUGCUGCAGCGCUCCAAAGGCGACACCCGCGUCGAUGGACAGGAGUUCAUCAUCCGAGGCUGGCUGCACAAAGAGAUGAAGAACAGCAGCAAAGCCUCACUGAAGCUGAAGAAGCGCUGGUUCCUGCUUACCCACAAUUCCCUGGACUACUACAAGAGCUCAGAGCGUAACGCCCUGAAGCUGGGAACGCUGGUGCUGAACAGCCUCUGCUCAGUGGUUCAGCCGGACGAGAGGAUCUUCAAAGAGACCGGAUACUGGAACGUGAUCGUGUACGGCCGUAAACACUCGUACCGUCUCUACUGUAAGCUGCUGAACGAGGCCACGCGUUGGGCCAACUCCAUCCAGAACGUCAUCGACGGCAAAGCCCCCCUCGACACGCCGACCCAGCAGCUCAUCCAGGACAUCAAGGAGAACUGCCUGAACUCAGAGGUGGUGGAGCAGAUCUACAAGAGGAACCCCAUCCUCCGCUACAGCCACCACCCGCUGCACUCACCGCUGCUGCCGCUGCCCUACGGGGACAUCCACCUCAGCGUUCCAAGAAACAGAAGCUACACGACUCUGCAGGACGAAGCCCUGAAAGUGUUCAGCUCUCUGCAGCACCUGGAGGGCGUGGCCGACCCGGUGCCCAUCAUCCAGGGCAUCCUGCAGACCGGCCAGGAGCUGAAACCUCUGCGAGACGAGCUCUUCUGCCAGCUGAUCAAGCAGACGACGCGGCCGCCGCACCCCGGCAGCCCCGGGAACCUCUGCAGCUGGAAGAUCCUGGCCUGCAUGUCCUGCACCUUCGUCCCGACCAGGAGCAUCCUCAGAUACCUCAAGUUCCACCUCAAGAGGACGAGAGAGCUCUUCCCCGGCUCGGAGAUGGAUCGCUACGCCGCCUUCGCCCUCGACUCCCUGAAAAAGACUCGAGCCAGAGAGAACGUCCCGUCACAGGAGGAGAUCCGCUCCAUAGUGGCCCGGCAGGACAUGAGCACCACCGUUUACUGUCACGGAGGAGGAUCCUGCAAGAUCACCAUCAACUCUCACACAACAGCCGGAGAGGUGGUGGAGAAGCUGAUCCGCGGCCUGGCCAUGGAGGACAGCAGGAACAUGUUUGCUCUGUUUGAACACAACGACACCACAGAGAAAGCCAUCGAGAGCCGCACGGUGGUGGCCGACGUGCUCGCCAAGUUUGAAAAGCUUUCGGCCAGCGCAGAUGAACACAACACCGGCUGGAAGUUUUACUUCAAGCUGUACUGUUUCCUGGACACGGAUAACGUUCCCAAGGACAGUGUGGAGUUCGCCUUCAUGUUUGAACAGGCCCACGAAGCCGUCAUCCGUGGUCAGUAUCCGGCCCCUGAGGAGACUCUUCAGUUCCUGGCGGCGCUGAGACUUCAGUAUCUCCUGGGUGACCACAGCCCUCAGGCCAACUUGCCCGAAAUGUCCCAGGUGUUCCCCAUGGCGCGAUUGCGGGCCCGGGUGCAUAACUCAGCCAAGGCGUUCGCACCAGGAACCGGCUCGGUGGCCGACCGCUCGGGGACGGCGGAGAGGAAACGCUCGAGCUUCCUGGAGGGAACGCUGAGGCGGAGCUUCCGGAGCGGCUCGCUGAGUCGGCAGAAGCUGGAGGAGGAGAACAGCCUGGAGGUGUGGAUGAGGGAGGAGGCGGCGGCGGUGAGAACCAGCGUGAUGGACAAGUGGAAGAAGCUGCAGGGGAUGACCCAGGAACAGGCCAUGGUCAAAUACAUGACCCUCGUGAAGGAGUGGCAGGGAUACGGAUCCACGCUGUUCAACGUCGAGAGCCGAGAUGGCGCGUUCCCGUCCGAGUUGUGGUUGGGCGUGAGCCGGGAGGCCAUAUCAGUGUACAAACGAGGGGAACCGUGGCCGCUGGAGGUUUUCCCGUACGAACAGAUUCUGUCCUUCGGAGCACCGCUGGCCAACGCAUACAAGAUCGCCGUGGAGGGCCGAGAGCUGCUCUUUGAAACACAAAUGGUCAUGGACAUCGCCAAGCUGAUGAAGGCCUACAUCAGCAUGAUCGUCAAGAAGCGCUACAGCAACUGUCAGUCCGUCAGCAGCCACGGCAGCCAGUGCAGCGCCUGGUGAACUCCGUCCUUUAACGUCUGAACUUAUGGCCACUCGUCGUGGUACCGCAGAGGGUGGAGUGUGGUCGUCAUCGCUCGCCACGCACGGACGCCCGCCCUCGGGACUGACUCUGAAUGCUGGAGACAAACCACAAUGCUCUUAAUGUUAACUAGCUCAUUAUUUUUUCACUGGUUUCCUUCCAAAACAUUAAACAUUGACACACAAUCAGUCACAAAAGAAACGGAAAGCUUUUCGAGCUGGAUGGACGUUCUGUUUUUAGUUGACACUUCAGGGUCGACAAAGGAAAGAGUUACCCCACUGUGAUCGAUUCUAUUUUUACUGCUCGUAACUGUGAUGUAACCGCAACUCUUUUGACAUGCAGGACAGCGAAAGUCUCCCAGAGGCUGUGAUUGAGAAAGUAAAGCUGAAAACACUGGAGAUCAUCAUGAUGAACAGGUUCCAGGGAUUAGAAAGUCAAUGGAUGAUCCUCAGAAGAAUGCAAGUCAGCAUGCAUUUAAAGUUUGUUGCUUCAGUCAUCUAACUUCUCCUACACAGAAGUUAUCAUAGACAAAAUUUGAUAAAUUGACUUCAGUAUUUUUAAUUCUUAAUUAAUUUGCCUCCUGAAGCCACGAAGAGCUCGAGAACCUUGAACCUAAGGUUUGAUGGCCAGGAUGUACAGACUUAACGAACUUUCUGACGAGAAUAAAGUUUAGUCUCAGAUAACAAUGUUGUGUUUAACAGCAAGAGUCCACUUUCAAAAUAAAAGUGGCCCAUUGCAUCGACAAAAACAAACGACAAGCCUUUCAAAAACAAACAAGCCUUUUAAUCGGCUCAUUUUCGGGUACAAAUCACAAAUCACACCUAGACUCCUAACAAAGCCAAAUACCAGAAUAAAAACAUGUAACUCGUAAUUCCACCGUUUCUCAGACCAAAGAAAACCAGAAGGAGGUUUAACACGACCUCAUGUCGUCAGCUCAGUCUCACAGUGUGGACGUGUCUUGUUUUGGAAUGAAACUGUUCAUUUCUUUCUGAUUCUGAAGUGCUGCAGUUGUUGCAGGAUGGAGUGAUUUGUUACUGAGGCUGUGUGUGUGUGUGUGUGUGUGUGUGUGUGUGAAUCUGAAUGUCCGAAUGUACAAAAGAAGAAGAAAGCAGAAGACACAGAAAAGAAACUAGUGAAAGCCUAGAAGCCUCGUCGUCUGCUUUGUAAAACUCUGGGACUUGACCUUCCAUACAGACUUUCUCCAGGAUGAACUGUAAAUAAUAUGCAACUGUACUCGUCUCAAGCAUUUCACCGUUUGUGAUUCAUUGUUUUCUGAUUGAUUUGCUGAUGAUACGGAGGUCAGACAAGUGCCUGUUCAAAGUAAAGCAGGACGGACUCAAAGUUGGACUUUGUCUUAUCGAUGCCACUCGGUCCUACGUAAGCAGAAUCUGGAAGGUGCUCCCACGUUCCCUUUAACUACCAAUGGACUCACACUCUUCAAGUCUGUCCAGCUGUGCCAGUCACUCAAGCUAAACGCGACUAUUUCAAUUCUAUUUUUCUAGUAACAAAUCUGUUAUCUUGUGUGUCUUGCUAACUCGCCGUGAUUGGUCACUGCUCUGUUUCCCAGCGUGGACACACGGCAACAGAAAAGCAGCAGUUUUACUGCAUUAGCCGAGGAGGACGUCAAUAAUGUUUUCAUCUCGUGUGGACAGAGAUCAAAAUGCUUUUGGUUCCAAUUUCCAGGGAACUAAUUUGUUGUGAUUUCAGCUUAUGUUUAUAGAGAUAUACAUAGUGGUUCUCGAUCAGCCACUAAAACGACUCGUUGCAGAGGCCUGAAGUCAUCUAUUCCCUGCCUGCUGGGACGUACCCCAGUUUUUGGUGCUCUUUAUAACAUUUGGACAAUUUGAUUUGGGAUGUUUCUCAGGCAGAAUGGUUAACAGAUAUGUAAACGUUGCUGUCUGCAUGUAAUUGUUUUUCUGCAGCUGCAAAGCACUUAAAAAAUGUUUUAAAAAAUCUGACCGUAAGCCUGACAGUUUCCGUUACCGUGGGCCACACUGGGCUGUAAAAUAUGACGUGAUUCUCUUUUGGGUAACGUAGACGGCGGUGACCGGAGCAUCACAAUGAGCUGUGGAUUUUUAGUUUGAGCGACUCGCUCAGCUGGACGGUUUGCAGUGAAACAUUCCUACAACAUUUCACUGGAGCUCCGCAGGCGGCAGAUCCAUCCAAAGACGCGUGUGCAGGUUUCUUCCACGGUGCCUUGUUGUAUAUUCUGUACACUUAUUUCGUUUUCCACGCGUGGUUCCUUUUUUGGUAUAAUGUGCAAUGUUAUUAUAUAAUCAUGUGGCUGUACAUUUUAUACUGUUAAAUCUUUGCCUUCUAUUUUUUUCUCCUGAAUGAUGACCACAUGGCGAUUUUCUCAAGAUAAAAAUCUUGCUGUAUUUUUCUCUACGCAUCCGACUGACUGGAUACUUAACACAAUACUGGAUUCUUGUUUUUUAUCUGUAUUAGCUGUGUUAUGUAUUGAAAGGAUGAUUCUAACAAUAAAUGGUUACAUAUUUGGUCUGAAGGUGCA
Messenger RNA from Scatophagus argus, 9408 nucleotides. It is a transcript of the gene myo10, whose product is annotated as myosin X. Gene Ontology annotation, cellular component: cytoskeleton; myosin complex. The record is from RefSeq and is a predicted model, not a curated record. Gene Ontology annotation, biological process: signal transduction. The transcript has 40 exons. Bases 638 to 6877 code for a protein of 2079 amino acids. Gene Ontology annotation, molecular function: protein binding; ATP binding; cytoskeletal motor activity. Lineage: Eukaryota; Metazoa; Chordata; Actinopteri; Scatophagidae.